UUCUCCUGCUCACUCCCGCUUUCUGCGGAAAUGCAGCUCCCCAGCCAAACAAGCGAGCUCCGCAGCUAGCAUCCCACCCUGCUCAACAAGGGCAGCAGCGUCCUGCGGCCACGGUCCAUCCUGCCCCGGGCACAACUCGGGUCUCUCCGGAACCGGGCACUUCUGCAACUUGGGAGGAAACCCAGGGCAGAGAAAGGAGCCGUCACCUCCCCUGGCUGGGCUGGGGACUCGGCGGAUCGCAAUGAGCACCCUGCGUCUGAAGGAGAAGCUGCAGGCCCUCCAGUGCCACUUCACCUGGAACUUUGAAAUCAGAGACAAGGUAGAUGCAGUUCACAUCCUCCAAACUCUGGCUCUCAGGAUUGCCCACACUUACUACCAGAACCAGCCCACGCUCCUUGCCAUGCAGGCUUAUCUCUACCACCUACAAGGGCAAUAUGAAGACGCUCUGCAAAGCCUUAGAGAAGCUGAAGAGAUUCUGCAAAGAAAUCACCCAGAUAACUUCCCCCGGCAGGUGCUGGUCAUUUACGGAAACUACGCCUGGAUCUAUUAUCACUUGGACCACUAUGAUUUGGUUGAGCUUUACCUGGACAAGGUUAGAAAGAUCUGCAGCUCCCUGAAGAGCCGCUCUCCACAUGCAGCUCAGAUCCCUGAGAUACAUGCACAGAAAGGCUGGUCUCUCCUGGCAGCAGGCUUCCGCAAUGGCAUUGAAGCCACAGAGUGUUUCCAAAUGGCAUUAAGAGAAGACGAAGCAAAUGGGGAAUUUCUUGGUGGGUUGGCAAUAGCGGUCUUUGCAUCAUGGUGUCACUCACAGAAAUUUGAAUUUUUGAAAGCAGCCGAAAAUAAGUUGGUUGCCAUUCUCCGUGAACAGCAGCAAAACUAUGCAGCUAAGGUAUAUUUAGCCAAGAUCCUUAAGAAGAGUGAUAGGCAGCAAGCCGAAAUCCUCUUAGAAGACAUUGUUCAGAAUAGCCUGGACCCUGAGGUCCUGAGACAUGCAGCCAAGUUCUUUCAACCAGAAUUCCUAGAAAAAGCAAUCUCUAUUCUAGAGCGAGCAAUAUCUCUGAACCCCAAUUAUCAUCUCCUUCACUAUGACUGUGGCAUCUGCUACAAGAUGCAAUUGAAGGAGGCCAAGUCAGGCAGAGAAGAAAUAUUGGCAGCAGCUAUUAAGUCCUUCAAAAAGGCUGUGCAGAAAGAUCCAGCCUCUGUGUUUUCAAGGCUGGCUUUAGCUGAAAUGUAUGGAGAAAACACACCUCACUACCAAGAAGAGAUUUAUCUCAAUCUCAUGAGUGAAAUGCCCAGCCUCAGCAAGAAGUGUCAGCAAGCAGUCUACCUUCACUGGGGGGAUUUCCUCUUCUACAAGCAGAAGUCAGUGUGGGAGGCAGCUAAGGUGUACAAAGCAGGUUUUGCCAUUCCAGACAACUACCCGGAGAGGAAAAUACUGAAAAGCAGGUUGGAAGAGGUGGCAGGAGAAUUCCAGCAGAGCUCCCAAACCUCGGAGGCUGAGGCCAUACAUGACUUCAUUCAACAGAAUGAAAGUCCGUGGUACAUGGGGAGAACCAUCGGUGGCAACAACAGAGCAGGAGACUGGAGAUGUAGAGAAAAUGCGGGAUCCUUUCCCUUCCGUGGACGCACCACGACCUCUUUCUAACACCUAGAAGCCCAGACAUGGACCAGGACCCCAUUGCGUCUGGCCCCAAACAGUCUACCGUCUGCAACAAGAGACAACAGGAGGGAACCAGCAGACAGACGCGGGAGCACAAGGAGACAAUAAUGGUCAGCAAAAGGACAGUUGUCUUAGCCCACCAGCUACCCAGCUGUUCUCAAGUGAUUUGUAAGCAUCACCGCAGAGGACAGUUUAGCUUCUGAUACCGAUCAGCUGUUUCUACUCAGAGGGGACGGUGCGACCAUCCUUGUCUCUAAGCAAACCUACCUUCCAGCUCUGCUGCCUUCUAAUGUCCAUGCAGCAAAUAAGUGUGGAGUUUCUUCUAACAGCGUUGACCAGUAUUUGCAUAGCUGAGUGCCUGUCGUGUGUCUAGAUCAGGAUUCCCCAUCUUUGCUUUCAGCACCUCUCACUGACAAUGACUCACAUUUACAUGGCACCCUCAUCCCCAGCUUGUCACUGAUCUGCUAUGUUUUUAUUUCAUUUACAAUAAAAGUAACUGAGAAAACAGAAAUCAA
Molecule: messenger RNA, 2175 nt
Organism: Dermochelys coriacea (leatherback sea turtle)
Lineage: Eukaryota; Metazoa; Chordata; Testudines; Dermochelyidae
Product: interferon-induced protein with tetratricopeptide repeats 5-like
Exons: 3
Coding region: 242-1645 (467 amino acids)
Biological process (GO): defense response to virus
Cellular component (GO): cytosol
Molecular function (GO): protein binding
Source: RefSeq, a predicted model, not a curated record